CUUCUAAAUUGCUGAUUAAAGACCUUGUGCAAUCAUCGAUUGUCAGGGGUGAUGUGAUACCAGAGGUAAUUUUCUUUGGUCUUUCACCUGACUCGAAGUCAAUGGUCUUCACUUUAAGUCGACUUCGCGACUCCACUUUAUUGAGGCAGUUUUGGGAGCAAAAUGGAAGCAAAGUACUCACGAUUAUUGCACAAAGAGGAGGGCAAAAUACUUCUAUAACUGUUGCAGAUGUUCUGGAGUUAGUUUGGAUACCGUCUAAAGAGCAGCUUCUGUCUUUGAAACAGCGUUUUCUAAGUGGUGAAAUUCCGUUUAAGGACGUAGACAAGUUGCUUGAACUAUUCGACAACAAGUAUGAAGAUCUUGCGCAAGAAAUCCGCAUCAUUUCUUCAAACAAUGGACGACAAGAUCAUUUGCUCGAAGAAAAAAUCGGGCAACGCAUGAGGAAAAUAAAGCAGUACCACAAAUUACAUACUUGCAUGAAGGCUGCUGGAAUUAUGCUAAAGUUCAAGAACGCUGUCGGUCUUGAAGGUGACUUCCAAGACGCUGAAGUUUUGUACAACCAGAUGGACAGAAAUUUCAAACAGAGGCCGUUGCAAAGCAUGAAUGAUGCCUUAGAGAGGACGGGUAAUUUAUUAUCUGGAAUAACAGAUAACCACGCAAAAUCCCUUGAUGUUGUUACCCAAUGUCAAGACUUCAUUUUAUGGUUGAAGGAGACCAUCAAAGGGCCUCAAGAACUCAAGGUGCUUGUGGAUUUGGCAAUUAUAUCAGAUGCGGAGAAAGGCCUGGAAACUGCGAGAAUAACCCGCUUACAUGCUAGCUGCUUAGGAUUUGCUCCCCUUAUUUUUGACUUGGAAACUUCCUUUGGCUUCAAAGACUUGAUGGAAUUGUGUAAACCAGUGUGGAAUGCUGUGGAUGCAGACCCCGACCUCCCUGAUAAAUUGCUGGAAACCAGCCUUCAGAUAGAAUGGAUAAAGGCUGUCAGAACGUCCCACGGUUCGGUGGCCGUUUCCUCCCUGCUGGAGGCUGAGACAAUAAAUUUACAUGGCGUCUACUGUGUUGGAUGUCUUAAUGGAGAUACUUCAACAUCAACAACAAUGGAGCAACUGACUCCUGAAAAGGUCAUUCAACUCCGGAUGCCUGCUGGGGACAAUGAGCAUAGCAAGAGUUACACUCUUAACGAUCUGAAGGAUUUGCAGAGCAAACUGAUGCUUAUUGCGGCCAAGGCAUCGAAAGGAAAAGACGAAAUAGACAGAUUUUCAGACAUUCUGCAAUGUGUCCUGCGACUUGCUGCAGUGUACAUUUCACUUUGCAAAGCAGGAGAAGUGAAUCAUCUAAACUGGAGACGUGAAUUUCAUUGUUCACCAAGACUUACCACGAACCACUCUUUGACAGAUGAGCUAAUGGGUGAAAGUGAACAAAUGGAACAAUGUCUUCAAGACUGGAAACGUGAAUUACGGGUAAAACGAUUGCAAUAUGGCCAAUUAAAUCACUUCACCACGGGCCAGUUGCUUUUCCUUCGGCAAGAAUUAGCAGUUGUGAAGGGAAGAGGUCCCAGAGCAGUAGAUGGUGUACCUCUUGAGGUGUAUAAUCUCUUGGAGAGUGUGUUGCCAGGUAUUGACCCAGCCACUUUGAAGUCUGCCCUUGUAUUCAGUGGCAUUUGUCCUCAAGAAAGUGGGCAGGAUAUCAUCAGGUCGUACGGCGUAAGCAGUGAAAGUCACCAUCGGAGUGAACAAAUGAGCAGACCUGUCAAUGCAAGGACACUGCCUUCUUCAAACCAAGAAAUGUUCCAAUCACUUGUGGAUAAGCUAGAGUCACUUGGUUAUUCUGAAGAAGUUGCUAUAGCCGCGAUGGUCUCAUGCAAAGAUGCCAGUGAGGCAGAUCUUAUCGUUUGGAGUGUGAAAAACAGCGCAAAUGAGGAACUGAUCACUGCUAAAUACGCCGAGGCACUGAGUGAUCCAACGUAUGCGCGACUUUUAGAGGGUGAAAGCAUCACACCCCUUGAAAAAAAAAGCCAUUCAAAGGGGGAAGUGGCAUUUGAAGAAGAAAAUUCUUCAGAACCUAUGGAAACUACUUUCACCUUCGACCAGACUGCAGGAGGAAAGUUUUUGAGUCUUGAUGACCUGGGAAAUCUUUUGCUUCAUCUAGCGUCACAAGGAUCUAAAGGACGAAGAAGGCUCAUUCCAAUGUAUCUCAAACGUGGAAAGCCUAAUUUUAUGGUUGUUCCAAAAGAUGACGUCAUUGGAACUUUACUGUCUUUAUACAUGCAUGACAGUUCGCAGUCUCUACCCACGGCAGAGGAAGUUUUGAUUUGUACUCCAGACACAACGACAGAAGAGAUUGAAUUAUUGUGGCGAAGAUCCCUGGCAGACCACGAUGGCAGGUUGUUUUGUCUGGUAAAUGUUGACCUUCUUGAUUACAGUGUUUCCCAAAAGGCUGCCGACGUCUUAGAUGUUUUUCUGCAUGAGCCUCAAUACAGUCGAAAUGAGGACGUGUCUCUUGUGGUUAUCUGUAGUUCCGAAAAUGAAGACAGAGCUCACAUGGCUGCAGCUCUUGAUCAGUACAAGCUUGGCACUAUUACCCAUUGUCGUUCGUCCGGAGAGAUAAGGCAGUACCUGAAAGAACAGUUCAAGCCACCUACUCAACAACAAGGAAAGUUCAGAGGUCGAACAUUGCCUUGGAUUUCUGCAGCUGCAUUAGACAGAGAAGGGCUAGCUGUAAGAGUUAUGUCAUCAGAAAGAGCUGGAUCUGGGAAAAGUUUAGCUGUUUGUCGACUCAGCCAACGCCUUAGUGAACUUCAAAAUAAUGAAACAGUAAUGGACUACCUGAGGGACAUGAAUACCGAUAUGCCACUUUGCAUUAAUGUACCGAUUUAUGGACCGAUUAUUCACCAAAGUGCUGUGGUCGAGUCCUUAUUGCACCACACCGUUGCUCCUGAUUUACCUGUAUCCAGAAUAUUUCACGUUGAUGUGCAUCCCUCGGUCAGAACUGGUCUGGAUACACUUCUGUUUAAUCUGUUUAUCCUUGGUGCCUUGAAGAGUUGUACUGGUCAGAUCUGGAGGCGUCGAUCUUCCGACCUCUAUGUUAUUGAAAUUACUUCAGCCCUACCUCGAGGGGAAAACCAAACUGCUGAGAAACGACUUAAGACUGCAAAGGUUGUUAGUUCCAAGAAAGUCACAGCAGAGCCUUUUUACAGGCUUCUUCCCACUAUUCAUUGUGGAACACCUAUGCAAACAUUAUUUAAAUUGAGAACUAAUCCAACAGCUGGCAAGAGUUUGGACCCCUUGUUUGACGCUGCUGAAUUUAAGAGCUCGUAUGUUCAGCGAGCCUUUCAGUACCUCAAGUUGUGUGACGCCGGAGGCCAAAAUCUGGAUACUUUCUGCUUUGUACCCGGUCAAGUGAUGGGUGACCAUACAGAGUGCAUUGAGAUACUCACAAGAAAUUGUGGUAUCGAGAACCCUUCGUGGGCGGAGAUACGCCACUUUGUGAACUUUCUCGACUCCCAGCUACAAACCUGUGAAGACAGCUCGUUCUGUAACAUGGAAUUGGUAGGAGACACACUUGAGGGUUUUAGAAGCUUUGUGGUUCGUUUUAUGGUUUUAAUGUCACGGGAUUUUGCCACACCAUCCCUAAAUUCUUGCGAACAAACCACUUACACUCCUGGCCCGGAUGAUGAUGCGGUCGAUGAUGAAGCAGCAGCUGUAGUUACACAGUUUACUCUCAGAAGACAUUGGGAGACCAGUUCGCAUCCGUACAUAUUCUUCAACCAGGAUCGUAUCACUAUGACUUUCGUUGGCUUUCAUAUUGACCCAAAUGGGAACUUAAUCGAUCCAGAUCGUCAUGUUAUCAUUCAGCAAAAUUUGAUGUCGAGGCACUUGCGUACUGGCCUCCAUGUUCAAAAGGUUGACAUGCAAACCAACUAUGAAUCUUGGAGCAAGGGCCAGAAGAUUGAGAAACUCUGUGGAGUAAUGGGUGUCGAAUGGCCGUAUGAUCCAGACGACUCGUACGAACUCACCACGGACAACUUGAAGAAAAUUCUAGCCAUCCACAUGCGAUUCAGGUGUGGCAUUCCUGUGGUCAUCAUGGGUGAGACUGGCUGUGGCAAAACAUGCCUUAUUCGGUACAUGUGUGGCUUACAGUCUGGGCCUGGUGGACCUAAAAACAUGCUGCUAAUGAAGGUUCAUGGAGGUACUACCUACGAAGACAUUAAGAAGAAAGUGGAAGAUGCUGAGGCAAUGGCCACGGAGAACGAAACAUUGAACAUCGACACAGUUUUGUUUUUUGACGAGGCUAACACAACUGAUGCCUUAGGAAUGAUCAAGGAGGUUAUGGUUGAUCGCAGAGUCAACGGCAGAAAGAUAGGAGUAGGGCUCAAAAGGCUGCAGUUUAUUGCAGCGUGUAAUCCUUACAGAAAACAUACGGACGAAAUGAUUCAUAAGUUGGAGUCAGCUGGACUAGGGUACCAUGUUGCCACUCAACAGACACGCGAUCGCCUGGGUCACAUUCCUCUUCGCCAUCUGGUUUACAGAGUUCAUGCACUGCCAGAGAGCAUGCGUCCGUUAGUGUGGGACUUCGGUCAGCUUAAGCCUGAAAUUGAGGAGCUUUACAUCCGUCAAAUUGUCACCAGAUUUGUUUUACAAGAUGCGAAAAUUCCGGGAGAGCCUCCACUGGUGAAAGCCUUGACAGCCAUACUUACAGCUUCCCAGCGUUACAUGAGACACCAAACGGAUGAAUGCAGCUUUGUGAGUCUUCGCGAUGUAGAACGUGCUAUGAAUGUGAUGGUUUGGUUUUACAAUCAUCGUGAUGCUCUCAAUCCCUUAAUGAAUGGUGCUACCGAUGAAGACAGUGAUGACGAAGAUGACGAUGAUGACGACAGCGAUGCCGAUGAUGAGGAGGAUGAAAUAUUUCAACCUCUUGAUGAUGUUACUCGAGCACUUGUGCUCUCCCUUGGAGUUUGUUACCACGCACGCCUCCAAAACAGAGAGCCAUAUCGUCGUGCUGUUGCAAGAAGCUUCGCAAAUCCGUGUCAACUACCAGGUGGACAUGAACGUAUUCUGCAGGAAAUCGCAAGCUGUCAGAAGGCAGUACUAAAUGAACUGAAACUAGGGGAUAACAUUGCUCGCAAUACGGCCUUGAGCGAAAACGUAUUCAUGAUGGUGGUAUGUAUUGAGCUGAGGAUUCCAUUGUUUGUCGUCGGUAAACCGGGUAGCUCCAAGUCACUUGCCAAGACUGUUGUAACUGACAACAUGCUUGGAGAUGCCUCAAGGUCUCCUCUCUUCAAGACGUUCAAGCAGGUCCAGAUGAUUUCUUAUCAGUGCAGUCCGCUCUCAACUGCAGAAGGGAUCAUGGCAACCUUCCGCAAUUGCUGCAACCUUCAGAAAGCCAAUAACCCAGACAAGUUUGUGUCAGUUGUGGUCUUGGACGAGGUUGGCCUCGCUGAAGACUCACCUUUGAUGCCCCUGAAAACUCUUCAUCCGCUACUUGAAGAUGGGGUGAACUCAACUGAUGACGUCAUUGCCACUGAAGGGCACUUUCCGGAAAGAGUGGCCUUCAUUGGGAUCUCUAACUGGGCUCUAGACCCUGCCAAAAUGAACCGUGGAAUUAUGUUAUCACGUGGUCUGCCUGAUUCAGAGGAACUGGUGGAAAGUGCAAUGGGCAUUUGUUCCACCAAUAGACGAAUACAAAGUUUUGUUGCACCACUUAUGAAUCCCCUGACAAGAGGUUACGAACAAUUGUACGAUACUCAAAGACGGUCUGAGACCUUGCAGGAGUCCAAAAAAGAUGAAUUUUUUGGUCUUCGGGAUUUUUACAGCCUUGUGAAGAUGGUGUACAAAGUUGCUGAGGAGCAAGGUCGCGAGCCACGUUGGCCUGAGGUAGAACAUGCCAUUAGAAGAAACUUUGGGGGACUGGAUGAGAUUAAACCUGUGGAAAUUUUCAAACAAUUCGCUUUGGGUGAAAGCCGUAUGAUGGAGCAAAAUGAAGAUCUGUCGUCUGCUUUGAAUCUGAUCAAGGCAAGCCUGAGAGAUCAAAAGGACGCGAAAGGAGAGAGUCGAUACCUACUGGUACUUACAGAAAAUUAUGCCGCUCUGCCGAUUGUUUGGAAAGAGUUUCUUCGAAGUGAUGAUGAAACUCGACCUGGUGACGAACCUGUCGUAAUUUUUGGGAGUAGCUUUCCGAAAGAUCAGGAGUACACACAGGUCUGCCGAGACAUUAAUCGAAUUAAGGUAUGCAUGGAGACAGGACGGACUGUAAUCCUUCUGAAUUUAGAGAGUCUCUACGAGAGUCUCUAUGAUGCUUUGAAUCAGUACUAUUUGUAUUGUGGAGAUCAGAAAUUUGUUGACCUUGGACUAGGAAGUCACCGCGUCAAGUGCCCUGUACACAAUGAUUUCAGACUCGUUGUGAUUGCCGAAAAAGACGUCGUUUACAGCAAGUUUCCAAUACCUCUCAUCAAUCGCCUGGAGAAACAUUAUCUUGUGACGUCAGCCAGUCUCAGUCCUGCACAAAAAAGUGUUGUAGAUCAACUCAAUGAUUGGGUCAACAGAUUUUCUCACGUCAACAUUCCGCGACAUCAACAAAUGAGGAAAUAUUUACCUGGUGAUGCAUUUGUCGGUUACCACGACGAUACUGCAGCAUCAGUAGUGCUACAAGUAUGCAGUGACUUAGACGAGGAUGAACUGUACAGUCGUUUCAACGACAAGAAUUUUUCGGAAAGGGUCCUGAAGAAAUCCCAGGAAUUGCUGUUGCAGUGCGCCACACCUGAUGCUGUGGCAAGGUUGGUUCAUACAAAGCUUGCUACACAGGCAGACCAACUAUGGGAGAUUUACUUUACAGGCCAGGAACAUUCAAGUUUAACAGCUUUCCUUCGAAAUGUGUUAACGACGGAAGAAACGAAAUUGGGCCAGCCCGAGGGAACUUUGAUUCAGGUGACGACUCAUGCUAGGUUGCUGUCGUCGAAUGAUUUGAAAGAUAUUUCAUCUGCUACCUCUUUGCCAUUGUCAAACGUCUCAUGUCUAAGUCUGCAGCAGUUCCACACAGAGCAACAGUUCUGCUCAUCUGUAAGGUGA
Pocillopora damicornis (cauliflower coral) is the source of this 7061-nucleotide messenger RNA. RefSeq names its product E3 ubiquitin-protein ligase rnf213-alpha-like. Gene Ontology annotation, molecular function: ATP binding; ubiquitin-protein transferase activity; ATP hydrolysis activity. NCBI's taxonomy places the organism in Eukaryota, Metazoa, Cnidaria, Anthozoa, Scleractinia, Pocilloporidae. The record is from RefSeq and is a predicted model, not a curated record.